Messenger RNA from Closterium sp. NIES-67, 1416 nucleotides. The record is from the annotation of a GenBank genome assembly. NCBI's taxonomy places the organism in Eukaryota, Viridiplantae, Streptophyta, Zygnematophyceae, Desmidiales, Closteriaceae.
UUGAUCAGCCCCUCACGCAGAAACCAUAUUUAUACCAUUCAACAGUCUCCGCCAUUACUCACAUUGGUACUGUCCCGGUCGUUUUGCCAUCGAAGAGGCUCGAUUCGCUCGAGCGCAUCAGCCGGUGUCGUUUCGAACUAUAUCUCAGCGACUCUUCAAUCUUGCAUACCUUGCUUCAAGGUGGACUCAAACCCUGAUUCGUACCAUCACGCACCGCGACUUCACUUACUUCACUGACGUCAGCCCAGUCAAUACAGAAAACCCGCGACCUCGGCUCAGCAUGAGAACUCUCUUCGCCGCGGUUCUCAUCUGCAUCGUAGUGACAAUGUGUGACAGCGGCGGUGUCGCCGAGGCGACGAUUUCCUGAGCCCUGCGACGGAAACGGCGCUUCUCGCGUUCAAGUCGUCUGUCGGCCUGACCGACGCGUCGUGGGCGGCGGGGCAGGCGUGCCUGCCGACGGACGCGGAGCCGGGCGUCACGGCGGGAUGGACGGGACUCACGUGUGAUGAAGACGGCAAUCCCGAGGCAAUAAUUCUGCCCAAUCUCAACCUCCAGGGGUCCAUUCCGCCCCAGAUAGCGACCCUCGUUACACUCACCGCCAUCGAGAUGAACAACAACUCCUUCCACGCGCGCCUCUCCGACUUCGUUGGCAACCUGCUCGCCCUGCCCAACCUCAAAAACGCUGAGCCUGUGCGAUAACUACCUCUUAUGGGCCCCAUCCCAGCGUCACUUCUCAACAUGCCAAUCUUAAACAAUCUUCUUCUCACCAAAAACUUUCUCUCGGGAGUCGUCCCUCCCUUCUCCUGGCUCCUCUCUCAAGUUCCUCUUUGCUCAACGGCAACUUUCUCACCGGCCGCCUUUCCCUGCGUCUCAAGCGGCCUACUCGCAUGCUCCUCCUCCCACAACUGCUUCAGCGACAGCAGCCGGUGCCGCACGGACGGGGUCGCGACUCAGAGGAGCGCAACGGAGUGUGCCAUCUGCGGGGGCGGGAUUGGUGUGCAGCAGCCGUGUGGGGCGCAGGGGGUGUGCGCACCUGUGGUGAUGACGCUGCAAGCCAGCACGGCACAGAAGGCUGGAGUUGAAGUGCCUCGGUGGCAGCAACCCAGGAGGGGGAGGCGGUGGAGGAACCACCCCCCCGGUCAGCAGGCCCCCAGCAUGCAAGAACCAGAGGAACCCGUGCAAGCCCAGCCCGUGUCGUCGGCCCAAGCGCUGCAUCCGCACCAACUCGUGCAAGGGCAGGGGCUACCGCUGCGGGUGAUUUGCCGGCGCAGGACCUAACCACAUGUACCACCUACUGAUGGUUGAUGUUCUAGUAUGUACUAGGGAAUGUAAAUAGCUAGUACUUGACAGGAGUGCUCAGCUCUGUGUGCAUUGAAAAUUUUCAGGGGGGUUGUACCCUUUUUUGGGCGAUAGCAC